GUGUCGCUUGUAUUUUUAAUGUGAUUAUGUCGAGCAUGAAGCAGGGGCCACAUCUAACCUUCCAGCCGUUCAGAAGCAAGCUGGAGAUUAUUAAGAUUUCAUGGCGUUACAAUGGCGUUGCACUUCAACUCCAUGACUACUGCAGAAUCAAAAUGUUGAGCAGCAUCAGUGAGGCAAGCAGUGAUGUCCGACUGAGCAACAUGGUGCUCUUUACGUCAUGCAGCAACGAAGUGGUACUGAUGAGCUUCGUAACCUUGGACGAUGUCCUGUUCAGCUACGUGUAUCGGAAGCAACCAGCAUGUUCCCACGUCAUCUAUCAAGACGAUCCACCUAAAGAAGUUUUCCUGUACUUGAUGCACUGCGCGUAUCAGAGCGAACUGUGGACUCUGGCUGAGACCGAUUUGGCGUUAUGGAAGAAGGCGUUCGGCAAACGUUUCCGCAUGCUUGUUGCUUAUGAUCGAGAUUCGUUAGAACCUAUUGGAUGCAUCUGUUCGGCCACGUAUCUUCAUCGCGACAGGAAUGCGAAAACGACAGUGAUUGGCUUGUAUUAUGUCCGAGAAGAGUUCCGCGGUAAAGGUAUUGGAAAUGAACUCUUCAGAAGAAUUAUAGCAAACAAAGAGCACCACAAUUUAUAUCUGAACGGAAUUUCUAACAUGGUCAGGAAGUACCAGAUCCUUUACAAUUUCGCUCUUGCCACUCCCUGGCGAAUUGUUUGGUAUCAGAUUGACACAGAGAAUCUUAGUGUAGAUGAACUUCCACGUCAAAAUAACAAAACUAUCGCUGUCAUCGAUGUGGCAGCUGCAAACAUCUCGCAUGCGCUGGAGUAUGACAGUCGAGUGCAAAAUGAUCUCGAUCGUACCUCAUAUAUUCGGUCAUUUACAACUCAGCCGUGUGCAGAUUCAAAGCUGGCAAUAUUCGGCGGAGUUGUCGUUGGCAUAGGCGUAGCACGGUUGCUGUACAAUAAUGAGCUUUUUAUAGGACCUCUGUAUGCGGACAACUUUGAGGUAGCUCGCGUUUUGAUCUACAACUUACUAGGUGGCAAACAUCACGGGCGCUAUCGAAGUGUGCAAAUACAGUUUCCCUCUGUAAACGAGGAAGCAUAUCGCUUGAUGAAAGAAAUCAGCCAUGGGAAAAUUUCUGAUGAUGAAUUUAUGCAAGGUCUUUCAACUAAGUUCCGUAUUGAGACGGAUCCGAUGAAGAUAUACUCAACUACUGAAUACGACAUCAGUGUAUUCUAA
Messenger RNA from Cylicocyclus nassatus, 1238 nucleotides. Lineage: Eukaryota; Metazoa; Nematoda; Chromadorea; Rhabditida; Strongylidae. The record is from the annotation of a GenBank genome assembly.